GUCUCUUCCCAAAGCAACACACAGGAUGGCGCUUGGUUGGGCAGUGCUGUGGCUCAGCCUCUGCUCUGGACUGUCUACUGCAUCCAAUGUCACGGUUCAUGCAGUGACCAAAUUACCAGUAGUUACAGAACUGAAAACGUCCCACGACGACCAGUUCUGCAGCACAUGGGGAAACUACCAUUUCAGGACCUUCGAUGGCAAUUUCUUCCAACUUCGCUCCAACUGCAACUAUCUCCUGGCAUCCAACUGUAAAGGCAGCUACGAGGAUUUCAACAUCCAACUGCAGCGGCAUGACACAGGUGGCAUCGCGGCCAUAAAGCGGGUCACCAUGAGGUUGAAUGGAGUGGUAGUGGAACUGUCCAGCUCCUCCAUCGCUGUCAAUGACCACCUGGUGGCACUGCCUUUCAGCCAGGUUGGCAUCUCAAUCGAAAGAACAUUCUCCUACGUUAAAGUGGAGGCAACGAUGGGUGUGGUUGUCAUGUGGAAUGAAGAAGACACUUUCUGGGUUGAGUUGGAUGCAAAAUACAAGAACCAGACUUGUGGCCUGUGUGGCGACUUCAAUGGAGAUCAGAUUCAGGAAUUAGGGGAUAUCGAGGACAUCGGGGAGGCCUGGAAACCAACGGUCCCACUGAAAACUGUGAUGAAACGUUGUCUCCUGAGCCACAGAUCCAUCUGUGAGAACGCCGUGUCAGGACCUGCUUUCCACAGCUGCGAAGACUUGAUAAACACGGACGCUUUUGUGGAAGCGUGCGUGAAGGACUUGUGCAACUGUAAUGGCUCCAGUCCGUGUCUGUGCUCCACCAUGUCCGAGUACUCGCGCCAAUGCGCUCACGCAGGAGGGGAGCCACAGGAAUGGAACACCCAUAUAUGCGCUAAAAAAACCUGCCCACUUAACAUGGUGUACAAAGAGUGUGGGAGUCCCUGCACGGACACCUGCAGCAACCCACAGAGAAGUGAAGUGUGUGAGGAACACUGCGUGGAUGGAUGCUUCUGUCCACCUGGGACCAUCUUGGACGACAUUGGCGGAAGUGGGUGUUUACCUGUGGACCAGUGCUCUUGUGUGCACAACGGUCAGCAGUACAAACCUGGAGAAUCGUACUCAAAGGCCUGUCAGUCAUGCACUUGUACUCAGGGUGAAUGGAGGUGUAGUGACAAGGACUGUCCUGGUAUGUGCUCCGUUCUGGGAGGCUCCCACAUCGCCACCUAUGAUGAUAAAACAUACAGUUUCCAUGGCGACUGCUCCUAUGUUUUAACAAGGCAGGUGAACGGGACCUUCACUGUCCUAGGGGAACUUGUCAAAUGUGAAAAAUCGGAUAAAUCAACUUGCCUGAACGCAGUCGCUGUAGUGCUGCCACAAUCCCUGGUGGUUGUCGUGGAAGCAAGCGGCCAUGUUUUGGUCAACAAACUCGUUUCUCAGCUGCCUCUCUUCACGGAUGACAUAGCAAUCUUCAGCCCCUCCACAUUUUACAUUGUGAUCCACACUGUCUACGGGCUUCACCUGGAGAUCCAGCUCACGCCCAUCAUGCAGGUGUACGUCAAAGCCGACGUGUCCCAUAAAGGCAAACUCCAUGGACUUUGUGGGGAUUUUAACAAUGUUGAAGUGGAUGACUUCAAAACCAUAUGUGGAAUGAUUGAAGGGACGGCUGCUACAUUUGCCAACUCGUGGAGGGCCAAAGGAGGAUGUUCAGACGUCAGCAAAUCACUCAGUGACCCCUGCCUUUUGAGCGUUGACAAAGAGAAAUAUGCCAACCACUGGUGCGCCUUGCUGACCAACACAACUGGGGUGUUUUCCAAGUGUCAUUCUGAGAUAAACCCAGAAGAAUAUUUCACUUCUUGUAUCUACGACACAUGUGCCUGUGAAAACAGCGAGGACUGCAUGUGUGCUGUCAUGUCCUCCUACGUUCACGCAUGUGCCGCCGCUGGUGUCUUCCUGAGUGGAUGGCGGGAAGUGGCGUGCAAAAAAUACACAACAACCUGCCCUUCCACUUUCGUGUUUGACUACCACAUGACAAGCUGUGGCCGCACAUGCCACUCUCUGAGUAAGGCAGAUUUAACCUGUGAGGUGAAGUUUACGCCCGUGGAUGGCUGUGGCUGCGCGGAGGGCACUUACCUCAACGAGAGAGGGGCAUGUGUGCCAGCGUCCCAGUGCUCCUGCCAUGUAGGGGACAUGGUGGUGCACCCCAAGCAGACCAUUAGGGCUCAUGGACAAAUUUGCUCCUGCCAUAGUGGAAAAUUAACCUGUGCAGGAAACCACACAACUGAAACCUGCAGUGCGCCAAUGACUUUCUUCAACUGCUCAAGUGCAAAGCCAGGUGAUACGGGGUCAGAGUGCCAGAAAACCUGCCAAACUUUGGACACAGAAUGUGUCAGCUCACAUUGUGUCUCAGGCUGCGUCUGCCCUGCUGGUCUGUUGUCCGAUGGUGAAGGAGGAUGUAUUGAGGAGUCCCAAUGUCCCUGCACGUACAACGGACAAUCCUACCAGGCUGGACAGACUGUUAAAGUGGACUGCAACACCUGCACUUGCAAAAGCAGACAAUGGCAAUGCACCGAACAGCAGUGUGAUGGAACCUGCACAAUAUACGGGGAAGGCCAUUACAUCACCUAUGAUGAGAAGAAAUUCUCCUUCAAUGGGGACUGUGGUUACGUCUUCACUCAGGAUUACUGUGGGGACAGUAAGGAGGGCACCUUCAGGGUCCUGACUGAGAGCAUUCCAUGUGGGACAAGUGACAACGUCUGCUCCACUGCCAUCAAACUCUUCCUCGGGAAAAAUGAAAUUAUCCUUAAAGAGGAAAAUGUCAAAGUUAUCAAACAAAACAAAGGGUUAGACAUUCCCUAUAAAGUCCACACUAUCGGUAUGUAUGUUGUCAUUGAGGCAAAGAAUGGACUUGUUCUGAUCUGGAAUAAAAAGACGACGGUCAUGAUUAAACUUAGCUCCACAUUCAAGGGGAAAGUUUGUGGUCUGUGCGGAAAUUACGACGGUAGCGUCAAAAAUGAUUUUACUACCAGAAACAAAGAGGUUGUGGUGGACGCCUUCAAGUUCGGAAACAGCUGGAAAGUGUCCCCGAGCUGUCCCAACACAAACGCGCUACGAAAUCCCUGCGUGCUGUACUCAAACAGGCAGGCGUGGGCUCUGAAACACUGCAGCAUCAUCAAAAGUGAAAUAUUUGAUGCUUGCCAUUCAAUGGUGGAUCCACAUAAUUAUUACGAUGCUUGUGUAAAAGAUACAUGUGCCUGCAAUACUGGAGGAGAUUGUGAAUGCUUCUGCUCAACUGUUGCUGCCUACGCAGCCGCAUGUAAUAAGGCUGGAGCUUGUAUAAAAUGGAGAACACCCACUAUCUGUCCUGUAUUCUGUGAUUACUACAAUCCUGAGGGUGAAUGUGAAUGGCACUACGAGCCUUGUGGAAAACCAUGCAUGGAAACAUGCAGGAAUCCCUCAGGACAAUGCUAUACACAAAUCCCACCGUUAGAAGGCUGCUAUCCGAGGUGUCCCCCGGAAAAACCGUAUUUGGAAGAGGAAACCAUGGAGUGUGUGUCCAGGGAAGACUGUGGAUGCUAUGAUGACGACGAGAAGCACUACACAGAAGGAGAGAUAAUGCCUCAAACAGAAAACUGUCAGACGUGUAAAUGUAUUUCAACAAAGAAGGAGUGUACCUAUGAUGCCAAAGCUUGCACUUGCUUAUAUAAGGGGCAAAUAUACAAGUAUGGAGAAAUUGUAUAUGAUAUUCAUGAUGGAGAUGGAACCUGUAUUACUGCCUAUUGUGGAGAACAUGGAAAUAUUACAAGGGUGGUUAGGCCGUGCAGUUUUUCAACCACACAACAGCCAACAACAACUGAAUUUGUGUUUGUGACAGAGAGACCGACUUCAACACCAGCAACCACUAAGGCCCAAACUACAACAACCAGAAAACCCAUCAAAACAACCAUCCAGCCCACAACAUUCACAGAAGAGCCCACCACCGUAACAACAACCACAGAAAAGCCAUCGAUACCAACGACUGUAACAACAAACCCAACCACAGUUACCACCACAACCACCAAAAACCCAACAUCAAAACCAUCUGACUGUCUUGUUUGUCACUCUUCACCUUGGAUCAACAAUCAUUAUCCUGAUUUUACUCCUGACGGUGGAGAAUAUGAAUCACUUGGCAAUAUAACCGAUCCAAAUUUGAGUGAAUGUGAGCAACCACUUCAAAUAGAAUGCAGAGCAAAACAGUACCCAGAUUUAUCUUUGGAUGAACUGGAUCAGAAAGUAACAUGUAACCCUACAGAUGGACUGAUCUGUCAUAACAAAGACCAAGGCAUCCCUCCAAUUUGUUACGACUAUGAGAUACAACUCAUAUGUUGCAUUAAUGAGUGUGUCACGCCAACCAAGGUUGCAACUACAAGUGAAACAACAUCUGCAAUUACAACAGAAAAAUCAAUUUCUACUGAAGCCACAACCACAGAGAAGCAUACGACUAAUGCCAAAACAACUACUGCACCCACAGAAAAACCCAAAAGUACAGAAGUACCAACAACAACAACCACAGUUACAGAAAAACCUACCCCCACAGUUACGCAAAAGGCCAGUACUACUGUUGCUGUAACCACAGAACACCCCACAACUGUGGCUGUCACAACCAACCAAGCCACUGAACGUCCCACUACAACUACUGAAAGACCAACAACAUUUACAGAGUUCCCAAGCACAACUGAACGACACACCACAACAGUUGCAGUUACAGAAAAACCCAGCACUGCAGCAACAGAAAAAAUAAGCACCAUUGCUGCAACAACAGAAAUACCAACCACUGUCACAGAAAAUCCCACAACUACAGAGAGACCAACCACUGCCACUGCAGCGGUAGAAACAACCACAGCCUCAGAAACGAUUGGAACUACCUUGACUACAGCCAAAGUCACGGGAAAAUUUACUACAGAAGAGCCGAGCACCACAGCCAAAACCACAGAAAAACUGACUACUGAAGUUACAGAGAAGCCAACCGUAGGAACGACAGAAAUGGUAGCCACAACAAAGCCAAAAAGAACAACCACAGAAAGUUUUACCACAACCGCAGUCCCAACAACAGGAAAACCCAUCACGACAACACCUGAAGUUGUUACAUACACGGUUGUUACAUUCGAACCAUCGACAGGACCUUUAGUCACAUCAGCAACUAAGGCCCCAACUACUACAGCAAAACCUAUCAAAACAACCAUCCAGCCCACAACAUUCACAGAAGAGCCCACCACCGUAACAACAACCACAGAAAAGCCAUCCAUACCAACAAAUGUACCAACAAACCCAACCACAGUUACUACUACAACCAUAGAAAAAACAACAUCAAAACCAUCUGACUGUGUUGUUUGUCACUCUUCACCUUGGAUCAACAAUCAUUAUCCUGACUUUACUCCUGACGGUGGAGAAUAUGAAUCACUUGGCAAUAUAACCGAUCCAAAUUUGAGUGAAUGUGAGCAACCACUUCAAAUAGAAUGCAGAGCAAAACAGUACCCAGAUUUAUCUUUGGAUGAACUGGAUCAGAAAGUAACAUGUAACCCUACAGAUGGACUGAUCUGUCAUAACAAAGACCAAGGCAUCCCUCCAAUUUGUUACGACUAUGAGAUACAACUCAAAUGUUGCAUUAAUGAGUGUGUCACGCCAACCAAGGUUGCAACUACAAGUGAAACAACAUCUGCAAUUACAACAGGGAAAUCAAUUUCUACUGAAGCCACAACCACAGAGAAGCAUACGACUAAUGCCAAAACAACUACUGCACCCACAGAAAAACCCAAAAGUACAGAAGUACCAACAACAACAACUACAGUUACAGAAAAACCUACCACAACAGUUACGCAAAAGGCCAGUACUACUGUUGCUGUAACCACAGAACACCCCACAACUGUGGCUGCCACAACCAACCAAGCCACUGAACGUCCCACUACAACUACUGAAAGACCAACAACAUUUACAGAGUUCCCAAGCACAACUAAACGACACACCACAACAGUUGCAGUCACAGAAAAACCCAGCACUGCAUCAACAGAAAAAAUAAGCACCAUUGCUGCAACAACAGAAAUACCAACCACUGUCACAGAAAAUCCCACAACUACAGAGAGACCAACCACUGUCACUGCAGUGGUAGAAACAACCACAGCUUCAGAAACGAUUGGAACUACCAUGACUACAGCCAAAGUCACAGGAAAAUUAACUACAAAAGAGCCGAGCACCACAGCCAAAACCACAGAAAAACUGACUACUGAAGUUACAGAGAAGCCAACCGUAGGAACGACAGAAAUGGUAGCCACAACAAAGCCAAAAAGAACAACCACAGCAAGUUUUACCACGACCGCAGUCACAACAACCGGAAAACCCAUCACGGUUGUUACAUUCGAACCAUCGACAGGACCUUUAGUAACAUCAGCAACUAAGGCCCCAACUACUACAGCAAAACCCAUCAAAACGACCAUCCAGCCAACAACAUCCACAGAAGAGCCUACCACCGUAACAACAACCACAGAAAAGCCAUCCAUACCAACGACUGUACCAACAAACCCAACCACAAUUACCACCACAACCAUAGAAAAAACAACAUCAAAACCAUCCGACUGUGUCGUUUGUCACUCUUCACCCUGGAUCAACAACCAUUAUCCUGACUUUUCUCCUGACGGUGGAGAAUAUGAAUCAAUUGGUAAUAUGACUGAUCCAAAUCUGAGUGAAUGUGAGCAACCACUUCAAAUAGAAUGCAGAGCAAAACAGUACCCAGAUUUAUCUUUGGAUGAACUGGAUCAGAAAGUAACAUGUAACCCUACAGAUGGACUGAUCUGUCAUAACAAAGACCAAGGCAUCCCUCCAAUUUGUUACGACUAUGAGAUACAACUCAAAUGUUGCAUUAAUGAGUGUGUCACGCCAACCAAGGUUGCAACUACAAGUGAAACAACACCUGCAAUUACAACAGAAAAAUCAAUUUCUACUAAAGCCACAACCACAGAAAAGCAUACGACUAAUGCCAAAACAACAAUUGCACGUACAGAAAAACCCACAAGUACAGAAGAACCAACAACAACAACCACUGUUACAGAAAAACCUAUCAUAACAGUUACGCAAAAGGCCAGUACUACUGUUGCUGUAACCACAGAACACCCCACAACUGUGGCUGCCACAACCAACCAAGCCACUGAACGUCCCACUACAACUACUGAAAGACCAACAACAUUUACAGAGUUCCCAAGCACAACUAAACGACACACCACAACAGUUGCAGUUACAGAAAAACCCAGCACUGCAUCAACAGAAAAAAUAAGCACCAUUGCUGCAACAACAGAAAUACCAACCACUGUCACAGAAAAUCCCACAACUACAGAGAGACCAACCACUGUCACUGCAGUGGUAGAAACAACCACAGCCUCAGAAACGAUUGGAACUACCUUGACUACAGCCAAAGUCACAGGAAAAUUUACUACAGAAGAGCCGAGCACCACAGCCAAAACCACAGAAAAACUGACUACUGAAGUUACAGAGAAGCCAACCGUAGGAACGACAGAAAUGGUAGCCACAACAAAGCCAAAAAGAACAACCACAGAAAGUUUUACCACAACCGCAGUCACAACAACAGGAAAACCCAUCACGGUUGUUACAUUCGAACCAUCGACAGGACCCCUAGUCACAUCUACAACUAAGGCACCAACUAAUACAGCAAAACCCAUCAAAACAACCAUCCAGCCAACAACAUUCACAGAAGAGCCCACCACCGUAACAACAGCCACAGAAAAGCCAUCCAUACCAACGACUGUACCAACAAACCCAACCACAGUUACCACCACAACCACAGAAAAAACAACAUCAAAACCAUCUGACUGUGUCGUUUGUCACUCUUCACCCUGGAUCAACAAUCAUUAUCCUGACUUUUCCCCUGACGGUGGAGAAUAUGAAUCAAUUGGUAAUAUGACCGAUCCAAAUCUGAGUGAAUGUGAGCAACCACUUCAAAUAGAAUGCAGAGCAAAACAGUACCCAGAUUUAUCUUUGGAUGAACUGGAUCAGAAAGUAACAUGUAACCCUACAGAUGGACUGAUCUGUCAUAACAAAGACCAAGGCAUCCCUCCAAUUUGUUACGAUUAUGAGAUACAACUAAAAUGUUGCAAUAAUGAGUGUAUUACGCCAACCAAGGUUGCAACUACAAGUGCAACAACACCUGCAAUGACAACAGAAAAAUCCAUCUCUACUGAAGCCACAACCACAGAAAACCCUAUGACAAAUGCCAAAACAACAAUUACACGCACAGAAAAACCCACAAGUACAGAAGUACCAACAACAACAACAACCACAGUUACAGAAAAACCUACCCCCACAGUUACGCAAAAGGCCAGUACUACUGUUGCUGUAACCACAGAACACCCCACAACUGUGGCUGCCACAACCAACCAAGCCACUGAACGUCCCACUACAACUACUGAAAGACCAACAACAUUUACAGAGUUCCCAAGCACAACAACUGAACGACACACCACAACAGUUGCAGUUACAGAAAAACCCAGCACUGCAUCAACAGAGAAAAUAAGCACCAUUGCUGCAACAACAGAAAAACCAACCACUGUCACAGAAAAUCCAACAACUACAGAGAGACCAACCACUGUCACUGCAGUGGUAGAAACAACCACAGCCUCAGAAACUAUUGGAACUACCUUGACUACAGCCAAAGUCACUGGAAAAUUAACUACAGUGCCUAGCACCACAGCCAAAACUACAGAAAAACUGACAACUGAAGUUACGGAGAAGCCAACUGUAGGAACGACAGAAAUGGUAGCCACAACAAAGCCAAAAAUAACAACCACAGCAAGUUUUACCACAAUCGCAGUCACAACAACAGGAAAACCCAUCACAACAACACCUGAAGUUGUUACAUACACGGUUGUUACAUUCGAACCAUCGACAGGACCUUUAGUCACAUCAGCAACUAAGGCCCCAACUACUACAACAAAACCUAUCAAAACAACCAUCCAGCCCACAACAUUCACAGAAGAGCCCACCACCGUAACAACAACCACAGAAAAGCCAUCCAUACCAACGACUACACCAACAAAUCCUACCACAGUUACAUCUGAGAGUACAACACGUUUGAUGACAACCGGAAAGGCCAGCACUGCUGCAGCCACAACGACAGAAAAGCAUACAACUAUGGCCAAAACAACCAUUACACACACAGAAAAAACCACCACAGCUACAGAAGUACAAACAACGACAGGUACAGAAAAACCUAUCACCACAGUUACGCAAAAAGCCAGUACUACUGUUUCUAUAACCAUAGAACACCCCACGACAGUGGCUGUCACUACCAACCAAGCCACUGAACGUCCCACUACAACUACCGAAAGACCAACAACCGUUACAGAAUUCCCAAGCACAGCAACUGAGCGACACAGCACUACAGGCGCAGUUACAGAAAAAGUAAGCACCAUUGCUGCAACAACAGAGAUGCCAACCACUGUCACAGAAAAUCUCACAACUACAGAGAGACCAACCACUGCCAUUACAGAGGCAGAAACAAUCACAGCCUCAGAAACGAUUGGAACUACUUCGACUACAGCCAAAGUCACAGAAAAAGUAACUACAGUAACUACAGAAGAGCCUAGCACCACAGCCAAAACCACAGAAAAACGAACUACUGAAAUUACGGAGAAGCCAACUGUAGGAACGACAGAAAUGGUAGCCACGACAAAGCUAAAAAGAACAACCACAGAAAGUCCUACAACAAACGCAGUCACAACAAAAGGAAAACCCAUCACGACAACACCUGAAGUUGUUACAUACACGGUUGUUACAUUCGAACCAUCGACAGGACCUUUAGUCACAUCAGCAACUAAGGCCCCAACUACUACAACAAAACCUAUCAAAACAACCAUCCAGCCCACAACAUUCACAGAAGAGCCCACCACCGUAACAACAACCACAGAAAAGCCAUCCAUACCAACGACUACACCAACAAAUCCUACCACAGUUACAUCUGAGAGUACAACACGUUUGAUGACAACCGGAAAAGCCAGCACUGCUGCAGCCACAACAACAGAAAAGCAUACAACUAUGGCCAAAACAACCAUUACACACACAGAAAAAACCACCACAGCUACAGAAAUACAAACAACGACAGUUACAGAAAAACCUAUCACCACAGUUACGCAAAAUGCCAGUACUACUGUUUCUAUAACCAUAGAACACCCCACGACAGUGGCUGUCACUACCAACCAAGCCACUGAACGUCCCACUACAACUACUGAAAGACCAACAACCGUUACAGAAUUCCCAAGCACAGCAACUGAGCGACACAGCACUACAGGCGCAGUUACAGAAAAAGUAAGCACCAUUGCUGCAACAACAGAGAUGCCAACCACUGUCACAGAAAAUCUCACAACUACAGAGAGACCAACCACUGCCAUUACAGAGGCAGAAACAAUCACAGCCUCAGAAACGAUUGGAACUACUUCGACUACAGCCAAAGUCACAGAAAAAGUAACUACAGUAACUACAGAAGAGCCUAGCACCACAGCCAAAACCACAGAAAAACGAACUACUGAAAUUACGGAGAAGCCAACUGUAGGAACGACAGAAAUGGUAGCCACGACAAAGCUAAAAAGAACAACCACAGAAAGUCCUACCACAAACGCAGUCACAACAAAAGGAAAACCCAUCACGACAACACCUGAAGUUGUUACAUACACGGUUGUUACACUCGAGCCAUCGACAGGACCCUUAGUAACAUCUGCAACUAAGGCCCCAACUACUACAGCAAAACCUAUCAAAACAACCAUCCAGCCCACAACAUUCACAGAAGAGCCCACCACCAUAACAACAACCACAGAAAAGCCAUCCAUACCAACAACCAUCCCAACAAACCAUACCACAGUUACAACUGAGAAGAUAACAACACAUGUAAUGACAACAAAAAAGGCUAGCACUGCUGCAGCCACGACAGAAAAGCAUACAACUAUGAGCAAAACAACCAUUACACCCACAGAAAAACCCACCACAGCUACAGAAGUACCAACAACAACUACAAAAAAAACUACCACCACAGUUACACAAAAUGGAAGUACUACUGUUGCUCUAACUACAGAAAAGCGUACAACUAUUUCUGCCACAACCAACCAGACCAGUGAACUACCUACCACUACUACAGUAAGGCCAACACGAGUUACAGAAUUGCCAAGCACAUCAACAGAGAAACAAACCACAACUGUUGCAGUAACAGAAAAACCCAGCACAGCAUCUACAGAAAAAAUAACUACCAUUGCUGCCACAACUUUAGUAACAACAAUUGUCACAGAAAAUCCCACAACUACAGAGAGACCGACCACUACCACCACAAUAGUAGAAACAACCUCAGCCUCAGAAACUAUUGGUACUACAUGGACUACAGCCAAAGUCACAGAAAGAGUAACUACAGUGACUACAGAACAGCACAGCACCACUGCCAAAACCACAGAGACGCUGACCACGAAAUCUACAGAAAAACCCACCAAUGUUACUACAGAAAAUGUAAAGACCACAGUCAUAACCACAACAGAAAGGUUGAGUACAACAGCUGCCACAAACACGCAGGCAACGCAAAAGCCUUUGACAACUUCUAAGUCUUCGACAGCAGGCCAAACCACUCAGUGCUUCUGCAAAUAUUUGGGUCACAUUUUCUAUCCUGGGACUACAAUUUACAAUAAAACAGAUGAGGCAGGCUGGUGUUUUACAGCCUAUUGUAAUAUGACUUGCCAUGUUGACAAGCAUAUCGGACUGUGUCAGUCAACCACUCCGCCAAGUCCUACCACCACCUUAACUACGCCCGCAAUAACAACCCAAGUUGUCUCUACAACCGCCAGUACAGCAGCUCCUCCUAAGGACUGUUCCUACCUUGACCCACCAAGGAAGCAUGGUGAAACGUGGAUUCCAAACAACUGCACCAUAGAAAUGUGUGACGAUGGAAAAGUGCUAUCAGAACACAAGCCGUGUGAUCCAGUAACCAUACCAGUGUGUGAAAAUGGUCACCCCCCAGUGAGGGUUUAUGAUGAAGAUGGUUGUUGUUUCCAUUACGAAUGCAAAUGUAUUUGCACUGGCUGGGGAGAUCCACACUAUGUCACAUUUGAUGGUCAAUACUACAGCUUUCAGAAAAACUGUACUUACGUUCUGGUUAAAGAGAUCAUUCCUAAACACAAUUUUAAAGUCCUGAUUGACAACGAAAACUGUGACGCCACUGGAGAAGUUACCUGUGCCAAAAGCUUGAUUGUGUAUUACAAAAACUACGAAGUGGUUCUCACACAGGAGAGGAUCCCAUCGACAGUAAACAUGGUGUACGUCAAUGGCAAGAAAGUUGUCCCAACUUACUCCAACGAUGACCUUAUCAUCACAAGUAGUUCAAUAGAACUCCUUCUAAGAAUCCCUGCGAUCGAGGCAAUUGUGAUGUUCAAGGGCCUUUUAUUCAGCAUCGAUUUGCCAUACUCCCUUUUCCACAACAACACAGAGGGACAGUGUGGAACAUGUGACAAUUACAGAAAGAAUGACUGCAGAUUGCCUGGUGGUCAGAUUGAUCCUUCUUGCCCCGAUAUGGCUCAUGAGUGGAAUGUACCAGAUAAGAACAAACCAUACUGCAAUAAGGUGUCUCCUCCGACGACACCACUUCCAACACCAACACCACCAACAUGCAAACCAGAAAUGUGUGAAAUAAUAAUCAGCAAGCUGUUUGAGGAUUGCCACAAAGUCAUCUCACCAGAAUCAUUUUAUGAGGCUUGUAAAUUUGAUGUCUGCCAAAUGCCAAACACUACCGUGGGAUGCUCAAGUGUGGAGGCGUAUGCUAUGACAUGUGCUGAGACAUCAGUGUGUGUAGACUGGAGGGGUGCUACAAAUGGGAAAUGCGGAUAUACAUGUCCUGAAAAUAAAGUCUACAAAUCUUGUGGGCCGAUUGUUGUACCAACUUGCAAUGCAAGAUACAAUGACAAGUACACACAGGAAUGCCAGGGGGAAAAUAAUGUCUGGAAAUCAGGUUGUAAGGCAUUUGUGGAGGGAUGUUUUUGUCCACCUGGUACAACCUUGUUCAGUUCCAGCUCCAACCUCUGCGUCUCAUCUUGUUGCACUGGACCUGAUGGCCAACCAAAACAGUUAGGUGACACGUGGCAGAGUGGCUGCCAAGAGUGUGUCUGUGAUGAAGACACGCUCAAUGUGCAGUGUCAGCCUCGCGUGUGUCCCACUCCACCAUCCACAGUGUGUGACAAGGAGGGCGAGGUGUUGGUGAACCGUACAGUGGACUGCUGCCAAACGCUGACAUGUGAAUGUGAUAAAAACAGCUGCCCACUGCCACCUGCAAUGUGUCCAGUAGGAUUUGCAUUAACGAUUCACGUCGCAAAUGGUAGCUGCUGCCCCUCCUAUGAUUGCGUUCCCAAAGGUGUUUGUGUUUUCAACGACACAGAGUACAAGCCUGGAAUGCAAUUUUCCAAAGAUGCAUGCGAGACUUGCUUUUGUACCGGAGCUCAAGAUCCAGAAAGCAAGUUGAACGUGGUGGAGUGUCAUCAGAAACAAUGCUCCGUUCAGUGUCCAGAGGAUUCUGAGUAUCAAACUCAACCUGGGGAAUGUUGCGGCACAUGUAAAAAGACGAGCUGUCUUGUUGAGCACCCAGGCGUUGUUCCAAUCACUAUCAAGCCUUCCCAGUCUUGGUGGCCACCAAAUGACAAUUGUACCAGGUAUGACUGCCACAAAGUGAAGGAUGAGAUCAUCACCUCCAUUAACCAAACCCAGUGUCCUGACUUUGAUCCGGAGAACUGUGUUCCUGGAACAGAACAAAAUGACAUCAAUGGUUGUUGCAAAACAUGUACUCCUCGUUCCAACUGCAAAAUGAGCAGGAACGCCACCUUCUUGCAGAUUAAUAACUGCAAGUCAGUAGUGCCAGUGGAGGUAACGAUUUGCGAGGGAUCUUGUGGCCCGUCAACAUCAAUGUACUCUUCAGAGAGCAACAGCCUGAUGCACUCUUGCUCCUGUUGUCAAGAAACAGCUACAAGAAAGAAGGAAGUGGAGAUGGUUUGCUCUGAUGGCAGCAAGAAGAAACACUCCUACAUUUUUAUUGAAAAGUGUGGCUGUCAAGCAGCACAAUGUAAAGAAAAGACGACAGAGUAAUUAUGUCAUUACUAGAAUGCCAUAAGAAAAACAGUAAUUUCAUUCCAAUAAACAUUUUCCUGUUGCAA
Messenger RNA from Nerophis ophidion (straightnose pipefish), 14187 nucleotides. It is a transcript of the gene muc5.1, whose product is annotated as mucin 5.1, oligomeric mucus/gel-forming. The transcript has 48 exons. Bases 26 to 14119 code for a protein of 4697 amino acids. The record is from RefSeq and is a predicted model, not a curated record. NCBI's taxonomy places the organism in Eukaryota, Metazoa, Chordata, Actinopteri, Syngnathiformes, Syngnathidae. Gene Ontology annotation, cellular component: extracellular matrix. Gene Ontology annotation, molecular function: protein binding.